UAGAAAAACCUUUCAUUAGAAACCAAACUUCCAGUGGUGUUGUAAAACUGAAAUAUCAAGAUAGACUCCGUUUCAGGACGACGGUGGAGAGUUAAGCUGCGAAUCGAACUCGCUUCCUUCCUUCCUUGCGACACUUCUUCACAUUGACAAGAACAAGUCUUCUCCAGGUCCAACUUUUGAAACCGAGGUUUCAUGAGCUCAAUUUUGACGGUGCGUGCUGGUUAGGACUUUAUUAGAUCUGAUUUUUGUUGCUUGAUUAAAACUCAAAUAAAAGGCCAUGCAGAAAGAUAAUGCCUCUUUUGUACCUUCUGGGCGGCUUCGACACAGGAAACGGUCAAAUGAGAUUCUUACCGAGGUUAGCAAAGAAAAUGGAAACCACCUACUGAUUAAUGACCAGAACAAGUAUAAGUCCAUGUUGACACGUAUCUACUCAUCUAUUUGGAUGAUUGUCGGCUUUUCUCUGAUAAUCUAUUUGGGCCACCUAUACAUUUGGGCUAUGGUAGUCAUCAUCCAAAUCUUUAUGGCGAAGGAGUUGUUCUGUCUACUUAGGAGAGCACAUGAAGAUAGGCACCUACCUGGAUUUAGGCUCUUGAAUUGGCAUUUCUUCUUCACUGCAAUGCUGUUUGUAUAUGGCCGCAUUCUCAGUCAAAGGCUUGUUAAUACUGUCACCAUGGACAAGUAUUUGUCUCAGCUUGUGAGCAGUUUUAUCAAGUACCACAAUAUUACGUGCUAUUUCUUGUAUAUUGCAGGCUUCAUGUGGUUCAUCCUUACACUAAAGAAGAAGAUGUAUAAGUACCAAUUUGGUCAAUAUGCAUGGACACAUAUGAUCCUAAUUGUGGUGUUCACUCAAUCAUCUUUCACUGUAGCCAACAUCUUUGAAGGGAUGUUCUGGUUCCUACUUCCCGCAACCCUUAUCGUAAUCAAUGAUAUAGGUGCAUAUUUCUUUGGCUUCUUCUUUGGAAGAACUCCCUUGAUCAAGCUAUCUCCUAAGAAGACAUGGGAAGGAUUUAUUGGAGCAUCAGUUACAACCAUCUUCUCUGCAUUUGUACUUGCAAACAUUUUGGGCAAGUAUGAGUGGUUAACAUGCCCAAGAAAGGAUUUGUCAAUUGGGUGGCUUCAUUGUGAUCCUGGUCCACUAUUUAAGCCUGAGUAUUUCACUUUACCCCGGUGGAUUUCUGGAUUGUUUACAUGGAAAGAGAUCUCUACUUUGCCGGUUCAAUGGCAUGCAAUAUGCCUUGGACUUUUCGCAUCAAUAAUUGCCCCGUUUGGAGGUUUCUUUGCUAGUGGUUUCAAAAGAGCUUUCAAGAUCAAGGAUUUUGGAGAUAGUAUUCCUGGACAUGGUGGAAUAACAGAUAGAAUGGACUGCCAGAUGGUGAUGGCCGUUUUUGCGUACAUCUAUCAUCAAUCGUUUAUUGUAUCCCAAAGUUUAUCAGUUGAGACAAUCCUGGACCAAAUAUUGAUGAACCUAACUUUCGAGGAGCAGCUAAUUCUAUAUUCAAAGCUGGAACAGAUGGUACAAGAUAUCAGGUAGUUUAUGUUCUCCAAUGAUCUUUCUUCAUAUCUAUAUAUAUCUAUUUUAAACAACCGGAGGCAUUCCCUAUCUCGCGGACAAAUUGUGUAAAGUUUGUGUUUAAGGUGAUUGAUUGUACACUACAGUACUAGUCCUUAACAUGCAGAAGAAGUUAAUUGGUUACAGUUAAUUAAAAUAGUUAUUGUUAUUAUUAUUA
Molecule: messenger RNA, 1727 nt
Organism: Impatiens glandulifera
Lineage: Eukaryota; Viridiplantae; Streptophyta; Magnoliopsida; Ericales; Balsaminaceae
Product: phosphatidate cytidylyltransferase 1-like
Exons: 13
Coding region: 278-1531 (417 amino acids)
Cellular component (GO): endoplasmic reticulum membrane
Molecular function (GO): phosphatidate cytidylyltransferase activity
Source: RefSeq, a predicted model, not a curated record